GACAACAGUUGCGAUUCACCCUCAGCGCCAAAACAAUUUCAACAAUUUAAACAAAAUGUUCAAAGUUCUGCUUGUACUCGUCGCCGUUGCCGCUGCGCAGGCUUUCGCUCAUCCUGGCGUCGUCGCUGUGGCUCCAGUGGUUGCACAUCCUGCCGUGGUCCACACCCCAGUCAUACAUCAUGGCGCACACUCGGUGCACUCUCAUGUGGUUCAUCAUCCGGCAGCCGUUAAGGUAGUAACACCUAUUAUUGCCAAGCCCGUGGUGGCUGUACAUCACGUGAGGCCAGUGGUGCCGCUAGUGCCAGUGCAUCAUGUAAAGCCAGUGGUGCCGCUAGUGCCAGUUCAUCAUGCUGCGCCCGCUGUUGUGGUGCAUCAUUAAAAGAAGACAGUAACCCUCCCCGCCCCCACCCUCGCCAUUCCGUUACCCAACCCCAACCCCAAUCCAUGUCCAUGCGUUUCCCACAAUAAAGGUUCAUAGCCAUGAAUAAG
Molecule: messenger RNA, 489 nt
Organism: Drosophila busckii
Lineage: Eukaryota; Metazoa; Arthropoda; Insecta; Diptera; Drosophilidae
Product: A-kinase anchor protein 14
Exons: 3
Coding region: 56-379 (107 amino acids)
Source: RefSeq, a predicted model, not a curated record